Molecule: messenger RNA, 2175 nt
Organism: Manis pentadactyla (Chinese pangolin)
Lineage: Eukaryota; Metazoa; Chordata; Mammalia; Pholidota; Manidae
Gene: WBP4
Product: WW domain binding protein 4
Exons: 10
Coding region: 1016-2005 (329 amino acids)
Biological process (GO): mRNA splicing, via spliceosome
Cellular component (GO): precatalytic spliceosome; nucleus
Molecular function (GO): RNA binding; protein binding; zinc ion binding
Source: RefSeq, a predicted model, not a curated record
UCGGCUGGGUCUCUCCCUCUGCCACCAUCCUUCCGCCCACCGCCCUCCCCGUCCUCCGGCUAGAGGCGUGACGGAGGCGCUCUUAACUCGCUCGGGACCGGCCCCGGACCGGCUGGGCCGGUUCUCUGGGCGUGGUAGAAAUGCGCCCCGGCGGGACGCCCCGGGGUGCGGAGCAUGCAUUCUCGGGACGGAGGCUGGCGGCCAGUUGGGUUGGAGGGCUGCCUGCGAAGCGACGGAGGGCUCCCUCCACCUACGCAGUUGGGGGCGCCUGCUCCCUUUCCUUUCGUGUGACUCUUGAACCCUGGGGUAUUGUGAAACCUGGGUUGGACUGCGGCCACCGAUGCCUCCUCCGCCUGUUAGAAACCACCAGCCCUGGUUAGCGUAAUGCCUUUUUUUUUUUUUUUUUUUGUCUUGUUGGCUUAGAGGUCUCUUGGCUUUUCCAACUCUUUCUUGCCCAGAGGCCCAAAAACAAAUUGUGUUAACUGAUCUCUGAAGAACCACAAUUUCCCCCCGGAGGAGUCUUGUGUGUGUUUUGUUCUUUUUUUUGAUUAAGGUAUUAUUGAUAUACACUCUUAUGAAGGUUUCACAUGAAAAAGCGAUGUGAUUACUACAUUUACCCAUGUUAUCGUGUCACCCUCUCCCGUACCCCAUGGCAGUCACUACCCAACAGUAUAGUAAGAUGCCACAGAGUCAUUAUUUGCCCUCUCUGUGUUAUGUUUUGUUCUUUCCGUGAAAAUGAUUUGCUUUAAAGCAAACUUUAUGAGUUUCUGCCUCCAUUACAGCAACCUCCCAAAAUGCCCGAAAGGAAUAAAAAGAGGCAGACUACUGGAAGUCACAACCAAAGAAAUUCUGCGAUUACUGCAAGUGCUGGAUAGCAGACAAUAGGCCUAGUGUUGAAUUUCAUGAAAGAGGAAAGAAUCAUAAGGAAAAUGUGGCAAAGAGAAUCAGUGAGAUUAAACAGAAAAGCCUGGAUAAAGCAAAGGAAGAAGAAAAGGCAUCAAAGGAGUUUGCUGCAAUGGAGGCAGCUGCCCUGAAAGCAUACCAAGAGGAUUUGAAAAGGCUUGGCUUGGAGUCAGAAAUUUCAGAGCCAAGCAUAUCACCAGUAACCAGCACUGUCCCACCUCCCAGUGCAUCAAAACAGCAGAAGGAAAAAAAGAAAAAGAAAAAAGAUCCUUCAAAGGGCAGGUGGAUAGAAGGCAUAACCUCUGAGGGUUACCAUUACUAUUAUGAUCUCAUCACAGGAGCAUCUCAGUGGGAGAAACCUGAAGGAUUUCAAGGAAACUUAAAAAAGGCAGCAGUGAAGACUGUUUGGGUAGAGGGUCUCAGUAAAGAUGGCUAUACCUAUUAUUAUAAUACAGAAACAGGAGAAUCCAGAUGGGAAAAGCCUGAUGAUUUCAUUCCACACACUGGUGAUCUGCUUUCUAGUAAAGCCAGUGAAAAGUCCCUUGGCACCCUGGAGGAGUCCAAAUCAUCAGAUGUGCACAGUGAUUCUGACGGGGAAAAGGAAGCAGAAAAAAGAGAGGUCUCCACAGAAACACAAAAGCUAAAAAUAAAGUUUAAGGUAAAAAAUAAAAAUAGUGGUAAAGGAACUGAACCAGAAACAGUGAAAAAAAAAAAUAUCCAACAGCAGAAUUUAUCAGGUCCAAAUGGUAAAGGAACUGAACCAGAAACACAGAAAAAAAAAAAUGUCCAACAGCAGAAUUCAUCAGGUUCAAAUGAAGAAAAAUCCAAAGUUUAUAAAAAAUCAAAUCCAUAUGGAGAAUGGCAAGAAAUUAAACAAGAAAUUGAAUCUCAUGAGGAGGUAGAUUUGGAACUUCCAAGCAGUGAGAAUGAAUAUGUAUCAACUUCAGAAGCUGAUGUUGGUGUGGAACCCAAAGUGGUAUUUAAAGAAAAGACAGUCACUUCUCUUGGAAUUGUGGCAGAUGGAGUAGCCCCAGUUUUCAAAAAGAGAAGAAUUGAAAAUGGAAAAUCUAGAAAUUUAAGGCAACGAGGUGAUGAUCAAUAAUUAUAAAAGAGCAUUUUUGUACAUGCUUUUUGGAGAGAAUAGAGACCAUACAUCUUAAAGCUUCUAGGUGUGUGUUUCUAAGUACUGUGAUGCUAAAAUUUAGAUUUAUUCUAAAUGUAUUUUUCAUGAAUUUAAAAUAAAUUUAUGUUUGUUCCUAAAAUGGAAGCCUA